Messenger RNA from Protopolystoma xenopodis, 1548 nucleotides. Lineage: Eukaryota; Metazoa; Platyhelminthes; Monogenea; Polystomatidea; Polystomatidae. The record is from the annotation of a GenBank genome assembly.
AUGCCAAUACAUAGGCACAUCAAAAAUGUUGUUCACAAUUAUACUGAUGCAGAAAGAAAAGUUAGAGAAGCGACCUCCAACGAUCCAUGGGGCCCUAGUAGCACUCUCAUGGCUGAAAUUGCUGACAAGACGCAUAACGUAAUGGCGUUCACCGAAAUUAUGCAAAUGAUAUGGAGAAGGCUGAAUGAUAAAAAUAAGAACUGGCGACAUGUCUACAAGGCUCUCAUUCUAUUAGAAUAUAUCAUAAAGACUGGAAGCGAUAAAGUUGCCGUUCAGUGUCGCGAAAAUAUUCAUUCCAUUGAGACCCUUCGGGACUUUGAAUAUGUUGAAGAAGGCAAAGACCAUGGCCUUAGUGUUCGCGAAAAAGCUCGUCUCCUCAGUACUUUGCUCCGAGACGAGGAACGUUUAAGAGAGGAACGAACAAAAGCUCUUAUUUCCCGAGACCGCCUUAUGAUUGGAGGUUUGGGGACGACUGUCCGUUGUAGUAGUUCUCCGAUGGGCUGCUCCACGACUGAUGGUGGAUGGACCUCUGAUGCGUCGCCUUACGCUUCCACUGGCACUGGUUACGGCCAAAUGAGGAAUCCUCGAGGUUCUAAGGCUCGUACUCCUCCACUUUAUGAUCCGACUACUUGUUCCCCGCCGUCCUCCAGUUCUGAAAUGGAAACAGCUCGUCCCCAUUCUCCUGGCGAGGAACAGCUGCAGUUACAGUUAGCACUUGCAAUGAGUAAGGAAGAGCAUGAGAGGGAAGUGCGCCGUAGACGUGCUGAGGAGGAGAAGGAGGAGGCUAAAUUGCAGAUGGUAAUGGAGCAAAGCAGGGCACAAAGAGAGGAGGAAGCUCGAAAAGAUGAUUCUACGACGCAACCACCUGAGCCUUCUCUGGGUGUAAGUGGAGGAAAUCUAUUCAAUCUGAUUGACACUUCACUUUCAGCGGCACCUGCGGAUGUUCCAGAUCCUUGGGCAACCGCAAUUGGUUCAACUUCAAAUUCUGGCGGAUCCCUUCAUGCUUUUCAAGAUCAGCCAUUUGGAUUAACUUCUCAUCCUUCUAGUAAUCCAAAUUUUGUCAGCCAGGGCAUUCAUCAAGUUUUGGUAUCUACGGAUGAGAAGCAGAUCAUUUCCACUAAUGGGCAAGGCCAUUCAUCCUAUCCAAUUCAGUUAGAUGAUCCUUGGGCUUCCCCUUAUACUCCUCAGUCUCGUAUGGCAGCAUUCGAGGAAAGUAAAUUGCCCACUAUGUCCAUUAUUUCAUCCGAGAACAAUGCCGGAUCCAGUGCUCAAGACGUAUGGGGGCUGAAGUCAGCAUUUACUGGGCCUCUUUUAGAAGCUACUACAAAUCGGCUUUGGACUGCCAAUGGAGCAAUCAUGAACAUCUCGUCUAAUCCCGGGCCUUCCUGUUCAAGAAUAUAUGAUUCAGCAGGAACUAAUGAACUAUCUAGGGAAGAUGAUGAAACCAACGGGCAAACAAAGAAACGUACUCCAGCUGACUUUCUUGGCGAGCAUCAGGGUCUUGUUGAUUUGGACAAGCUGGUCGAGCGUAGUCCAAGGCCUAUUUAA